GCUUUCCCUCGGUGUCCACGGCGGUCUGGGGCGUAGCGCGGGCGGCAGCUGAGGCAGUGGGCGAGGGGCAGGUUGUGCGUGAGCGGAGCGGCGGGUCCCGUGGUGCGGCCCGGCGCGGAGCGGAAGCUGCUACUGCGCUCGCGCAGAGUUCCCUCGCUCGCCCUCCCGAUUGCCGCGGCGGAGGCCGGGGCGGGAGGAGCCGGGAGGUUGGCGGGGGCCCGGCGGGCGGAUGGAGGAGGCGCCUCCCCGCCGCGCCUGAGCGCACGACGAGCAGCGGCGCCGCCUGAGCCCCGGAGCAGCGGAGCGGCCGCCGGGCUGUCGCCGCCGCAGCCCGCAGCAUGGUUGACUAUAUUGUGGAAUAUGACUAUGAUGCUAUACAUGAUGAUGAAUUGACGAUUCGAGUUGGAGAAAUCAUCAGGAAUGUGAAAAAGCUCCAGGAAGAAGGCUGGCUAGAAGGAGAGCUAAAUGGGAGGAGAGGAAUGUUCCCCGAUAACUUUGUUAAGGAAAUUAAGCGAGAGACAGAACCGAAGGAUGACAAUUUACCUAUCAAACGGGAAAGGCAUGGGAAUGUAGCCAGCCUUGUACAGCGAAUGAGCACUUAUGGACUUCCAGCUGGAGGAAUUCAGCCACACCCACAAACCAAAAAUCUUAAGAAGAAGACAAAAAAGCGGCAGUGUAAAGUUCUUUUUGAGUACCUUCCACAGAAUGAGGAUGAACUGGAGCUGAAAGUAGGGGACGUCAUUGAUAUUAAUGAAGAGGUAGAAGAAGGCUGGUGGAGUGGAAUCCUGAAUAAUAAGCUGGGAUUGUUUCCCUCCAACUUUGUGAAAGAAUUAGAGAUAACAGAUGAUGGUGAAGCUCAUGAAACUCAGGACGAUUCAGAAACGAUUUUGACUGGGCCUACCUCACCUUUACCAUCUCCGGGAAAUGGGAGUGAAACCGCACCUGGAUCAGUUACACAGCCAAAGAAAAUUCGAGGAAUUGGAUUUGGAGAUAUUUUUAAAGAAGGCUCUGUGAAACUUAGGACAAGAACAUCCAGUAGUGAAACAGAAGAGAAAAAAGCAGACAAGUCCUUAGUCAUACAGUCACUAGGAUCUAAAACUCCGAAUGUGGAGAUAACAAAAACAGACAUUGAUGGCAAAAUUAAAGCUAAGGAGUAUUGUAGAACAUUAUUUGCCUAUGAAGGUACCAAUGAAGAUGAACUUACUUUUAAAGAAGGGGAGAUAAUCCAUUUGAUAAAUAAGGAGACUGGAGAAGCAGGCUGGUGGAAGGGUGAACUCAAUGGUAAAGAAGGAGUGUUUCCUGAUAAUUUUGCUAUUCAGUUAAGUGAACUGGAUAAAGACUUUCCAAAACCAAAGAAACCACCUCCUCCAGCCAAGGGUCCAGCUCCAAAGCCGGACCUAUUAGCAGCGGAGAAGAAAGUUUUUCCUCUAAAGCCUGAAGAAAAAGAUGAAAAGCCACUAUUGGAACAGAAACCUUCUAAACCAGCUGCUCCUCAAGUCCCACCGAAAAAGCCUACUCCACCCACCAAAGCCAAUAACUUACUGAGGUCUCCUGGAUCCGUGUACACAAAGCGACCUGAGAAACCAGUCCCUCCUCCACCUCCUGCAGCCAAAAUUAAUGGAGACAUUUCCACAAUUUCAUCAAAAUUUGAAAUGGAGUCAGUAUCAAAACCAAAGCUGGAUUCUGAACAAUUGCCUCUGAGACCAAAAUCAGUAGACCUUGAUGCAUUUGUAGCAAAGAUCUCUAAAGAAACAGACAUUGUAAAUUUUGAUGACAUAGCUUCCUCUGAGAACUUGUUACAUCUCACUGCAAAUAGACCCAAGAUGCCUGGAAGAAGGUUGCCUGGCCGCUUCAAUGGUGGACAUUCUCCAACUCAGAGCCCAGAAAAAACCUUGAAGUUACCAAAAGAAGAAGAUAGUGCCAACCUAAAGCCAUCUGAGCUUAAAAAGGAAAGCUACUCUCCAAAGCCAUCUCUUUCAACACCUUCAAGUGCUUCUAAAAUAAAUACAUCCACUUUCCUAACUCCAUUAGAAAUCAAAGCAAAAGUAGAAGCAGAUAAUGAGAAAAAAGAUUCCCUGGAUGAACUUAGAGCCCAGAUUGUUGAAUUACUGUGUAUUGUAGACGCACUGAAAAAGGAUCACGGGAGAGAACUGGAAAAACUGCGCAAAGAUUUAGAAGAGGAGAAGGUGAUGAGGAGCAGUCUAGAGGUGGAAAUAGAAAAGCUGAAGAAAGCUAUCCUGUCUUCUUGAGGUCAUGCGAACACAGUGUUCUUAAUGUUCCAGGGAUUUAGAAGCAUCACUACAAACUUCAGCUGACUUGUUACAGAGAACAAAUGCUGGUGUUGUGAUAAUGAGACAUAAGGCUAUGAACUUUGAUAUCCGUUGACAGUUAGGGGAGUGAAAAUUUUUAUAUAUUUUGUUUUGCCAAUAUGAAAAAAAAAAGAGGCCUUAAUUCUUACUGUGCUGGGAUUGCAAACAUUUUUGUUGUCGUUUGCUUGAAAAUACUACUGAAUCUGUAUAAAAAGGAAAGUUCACAAUAGUUUUUUUAUUGAGACUUGUAGUAUUAUUUUUAAAGAGGUCUAUACUAUAAAUAUGGUAAUAUCUUUACAAAUAAUCUGUAAGAUAAACUAUUUGAGAGGGACAAGUUAGCUUUAUAGUAACUAAAGUCACUACUUUCCCAUAAUAAGGGAUAUAAAAUUUAUGUGUGAGUAUAUAUAUGUGUAUACACACAGACACACACACAUACAUUUCCUUUUAGCUUCUUACCGGGGAUUACACUGUUGUGCCUGUUUGUCUGCAGUGCUGUUUAUAUUUUGGGUGAUGAAACAGGAGUUUCCUAGCUAUAAACCAGGUUAUUCACCCAUGCGUAUAGUAAUAAUUAAUUAAAUAGUAAAUAACUUCAACUUUUAGAGUGUUUUAUAAUGCUUGCACUAUUAUAGGAUUCAUAAAAGGAAUUUUAUUAAAAUGUACUGGAAUUAAACUUUGGGAAACAGUGAAUUUUGUUUUAAAUUUAUGGGAUCUAAGAAAUCUAAAAAUGUCAGAUUAGUUCUUGUGCCUGAAACUACAGUACAUAUGAACUCUGUAAACACCAGCCUCUUGCUGUAUGUUUGUGCUUAUUUUACAGUCCUAAGUAUUACUCACUUCACUGUCUUGUAUUUAGUGCUUUGUGCUUUCCCUCUAAUUUUAGUAAUGGUACUAUUAGGAAACAAACCCCAAACCUUUUCAUCUUUUCAGAACCUCAGGUUUUACAGACGUAAUUUAUCUAAUAGACCAAAUAAACUCCUAGGGAUAUUUUGGACUGUUAAUUUAGGCAAAAUGUUUAGAAAGAGUAUUAAUAUUUCAUAAAAUAACAUAGGUUAUCCAAACCAAAUAUAAUAGACUGUAUUAAAAAUGCAUUUCAGAAUGAACGAAUUAGCAGUUUCUUUAGCACCACAUAUGAACAGUUGGGUAUUUAAAAAUAUUAUAUCUGUUGGGGGCAGGCAGCAUGUCUAAAAACACAUGGGUUAAUGUAAAAAUUUUGAAAUUUUUUAUACUUGUGAAAAAUUUAGAUCUUUAGCUUUAUUAUAGUAAAUGAGUGUCAUAUUGUGAGUUAUCCUGCUUCCUUUUGAAAAAAAAAAAACUACCAAACCAAUUAUUUUUCCUUUACAUUUUAGUCUUAAAACAGAAAAAAUAUUUGUAAAUUAAAUUUGUUGCUUUGCUUCAAAUAAAAGAGAACUGAAGUAGAAAAUAAUAGAAUUGCCAAUACAGAUUUACUUAUGCUUAAAUUUCACUUCUGGGGAUAGAGAGCUAAUUUUGUAUCAAGUGUGUGUAUUUUAGUUUAGCUUAGUUUUUUUUUUUUUUUUUUUUUGGACACAGUUUUAUGUAUCUCAGGCUAGACUCGAAUUUGCUACCUAGCUGCAGAUGACCUUGAAUUCCCAAUCCUCCUGCCUUUUCCUGCCAAGCGCUGGGAUUACACGUGUACCCCACUGUGCCUAGCCAUCUUAGCCAUUUCAAGUUUUGGAUCAUCUAAUGAGUGGUUAUUACUGAACAAAAUCAUUCCAUUUUAUUUUGAUUUUUAAAUGAUUAGUCAAAUGGAUUCUUUGCUCUCUGUUAAAUAAAUUGGUUCUUUAAUGACUGUCCUUAGAUAAAAGUAAAACAUUCCAUCCUAGAACUCAUUCUCUAACUUCCCCACUGGAAGAGCUGCUGUUUGCACCCCACAUUGCUGGGAAGGGAGCAGGUUCUAGUAGAGGUCAAGCUGUUCUUAAAAGUUCUUUUUGAACUAACUAUACUUGGUGACAGUGUACCUGAAUUCCAGCACUUAGGAGACUGAGGCAAGAAAAUCAUGAAUUUGUGACCAGGCCAAGCUGUGUCAUGGUCCUAUGCCCACAAAAAACAAGUAAAACAUACUUUGGGGUGUGUGUAUUGGGAUGUGUGUGUGCGUUUCUGGACAUGUUUCACUAGUGUAUCAGUGGUGCUGAGUACUGAGGUCGAAGCUCUGGCCUUCCCUACUCCUGCAGAAUAGUGAACUGUGCACUCCUCUGGGUGUGUACUCUGCCCUUGACAGAGCAGUUAAGGAAAAUCAAGUGAGCUUGUUACUUAAAGGGAAAAUUGAUUCCUUUAAUACAGUAAUUUACCAGUGUUUGCUCUUGAUGUGAAUAAUUACUAUUCCUUAAAGUUGGCAUCACAAAAUGAUAUGUAAUAAUAACGUCUAGAGGUAAGACGUUACCCCCCGCCCCCCAUAUGAGUAUAAAAGACAGCACAAGUCUGUCUUUGCCAAAUUAUUAGUAAAUGCAUGGUUCAGACUUGCUGUUCUUUGAAACAGUGCUACUAGGUUUCUAAUUGAAUUUCCAUGUUGUUUUGUGUGUGACCAGUAAGCUUCUGUGUUACUAUAAAGCUGUUACCUCUAUAGAAUUGUGCAGGACCUCACAGGAAAGUGACGAUGUAGAGAGAGAAAGGCCUGGUCUAACAGAAGAUUCUCCUUUUAAAUACUUCUUACUGUGAUCACAGACAAAAAUUUCCAAGUGCUCUAUUGAUUUUUUUGGAUAAAUAUUUUAUGCUUGCAUUUAAACUUGAAAUGUACAAGAACAAGACAAUCAGUUAAAAUCAGAAACAAGAAGUGUUAUGAUGUAAUGGCCUUGUGCUGUAGCAAUAACAUGACCAAGUGCAAUGACUUUAAUAAAAUCAUCUUUUGAAAGUU
Molecule: messenger RNA, 5175 nt
Organism: Nannospalax galili (Upper Galilee mountains blind mole rat)
Lineage: Eukaryota; Metazoa; Chordata; Mammalia; Rodentia; Spalacidae
Gene: Cd2ap
Product: CD2 associated protein
Exons: 18
Coding region: 339-2249 (636 amino acids)
Molecular function (GO): protein binding
Source: RefSeq, a predicted model, not a curated record